This is a messenger RNA of Brienomyrus brachyistius, 1929 nucleotides long. Its product is annotated as FERM domain-containing protein 7-like. The transcript has a single exon. Lineage: Eukaryota; Metazoa; Chordata; Actinopteri; Osteoglossiformes; Mormyridae. The record is from RefSeq and is a predicted model, not a curated record. The coding region runs from base 1 to 1014 and encodes 337 amino acids.
AUGUGUGUGUUAUGUGGUUUCCGGCAGCUGUACGACCAAGCCCACACUUACCCCUGCUCCAGCCAAGCAUUGAAGCUUGGGUCUCAGGAUGGGGGCCCCCAAAUUUUGGGAGAUCUUCGCAGCAAGUCUGCCAUGGAGGUUGUUAUUGCAGCUGAGUUGGAGCGCUCACGUCUUUGCGCCCCAGAGCAGGUCGCCUUCAGACACCCUUGCUCUGCCUCCUCUGACAGAGAGGUGGCGCCAGAGAGGCGUAGCCAAGGGGGACGGAGGCUGAAAUCAAUGGAAAUGUCACGGGCACACUCCCUCACUGGGACCCAGCAGUUGGUGCUGUUGUACCCAAAUGAUUCCCACCUGAGGCUGCACCCUGUCCUGCCGACUUUCCCUCUAGCUGCCCAGGCCUGCACACCAGCAAAGACUCGUACAACUUGUCCUGCUCCCCGACUCUCCCUGCUGGACGACGUUACCCGCUCCUCCACUUUCUCCGCAGCUGCCUCCCUGUCCCCCCGCCUGCGACAGCGACUGAGGCAGAGCCGACUGGGGGCUCUGGGGGACAGGGGUGGGGGUGUCUACGGUGGUAGCCUGGGCUUCAGCAGCGUAGAGACAGGCCACUACAGUGAUGACUCUAGCUACCAGGCUAGCCUGCCACAGCGUGCAUGGAGCCAGGCUGACGUAAAGCUCCAGGAUCCAACUGCUACUUGCCGGGCUUCCGAAUUCCGCCCGCUGGGCCAUUAUGCACACCUGUCUCGCCGUCAGUCCCCUGCCAGACCCACAUACCUCCCCCUUGGGCCCAGUCCUCUCUCAGAGCGUCCCGCCUCUCUCUGUGUGCUGGGGGCAGGAAGCUUUAGUGACUCUGACUCCGAGUCGGUAUACCCGUACUACUGCUCUACGCUGGGCAUGCUGCUUAGCACUGCCCCUCUGGCAUGCAUGCGCCUCUCCUCUGGCAGCCUGCAACUGGAUGAAGAGGAUGAAGGAGGGGACCCCUUUAAACUCACUGACAAUGAUGGAGCCAAGGCAUAAGCCAAUGAAAUCACAGCACAAAUUCUCCUUCUUGGAAUGUAGCUUUUAGUCCUCAGUUAGUCACAGAAGACAUGCAGUUAUUCAGUUUAACGAGCUCAAUCAACUGUCAUAUUCAUAUGUAAUAAUCUUUAGUAGUUCCUCCAUAUAUCAGAAAUUAUAUGAUACACUUAAAAAUAAAGUGCUUGUGUUAUGUUGAUUUGUUUAAGCAUUUUCAAGUAAUUUAGGUAUGAACUGCAUUUUGUAAAAUGAUAUAUGUAUUUAAAAAUGACAUGUAUUUAAGAACAGCUAUUUUCCUGUAUCCAGUGUUGGGGUAGAUACUCACAAAAGUAAUCCAUUACAGACAGAGCAGGACAGUUCAAUUCUGGACCAGGGUUUUAUUUCGACCUACCAGUUGAGUCCUCUGUGACUGCGACUCUAUGUACUCAACUGGUUGGUUGAAAUAAAGCCUUCAUCUGGAUUUGUACUUUCUGGACCUGAACUUUCCACCUCUGUCUUUAAUCGAUUUCUUUUGUGAAUAACUUCCCCAAUUCUGCCUGCAACCGUUUAAAAUGUUUUUUGCAUGGUUGUGUAGGUGAUGACAUUUGAUGGUAGCCAAGCUGCAUUUUAUUCUAGAUCAAUUUGAUUUUGCAGUGAAUGAACAAAGAACACUAUGUUUGCAUACCUUUUUCCCAACAAUUUAGGUAUGUAUUUGUAUCAGACUGGUUUUAUUAACAUUACCCUGGCAUUGUAUAGUAAAAGGGUAAAUGCAGAAAAUUAGAUCUACUGUAAUUUUAUCAGCCAAAAACGGCCUAGAAACAUAUAUGGUUGUCAUAUUCAGUCCAUGAUCUAUUGUGUCCAAGUUACCUGCCACGGACGUGUUCAUUUGGAUUGGUAUCCGCUCUUGGUUUUGGCUUGUGAAUUGUUCUCUAGUAGUGA